Messenger RNA from Arachis duranensis, 687 nucleotides. RefSeq lists its product as uncharacterized. The transcript has 2 exons. Lineage: Eukaryota; Viridiplantae; Streptophyta; Magnoliopsida; Fabales; Fabaceae. Bases 1 to 687 code for a protein of 228 amino acids. The record is from RefSeq and is a predicted model, not a curated record.
AUGCUCAAAGUGGAUGAACUCACCUCCAUACACUCUCGAAGAAAAUUUGCAAGGAUAUGCGUGGAAAUUGAUCUGCGAAAGAAGAUGGUUCCGACUAUCACAGCCCUUGACAAAGAGUUCAAUAUUGUCUAUGAAGGAUUACACCAAAUCUGUUUCAACUGCGGUAAGUAUAGGCACAGAAUGGAGUAUUGUAACGAGAGGACAAUCGGAACAACCACUGAAGCUGCCGCCGGGAUGAUGGAGGGCACCCGGUCUAGCCAUCGGAAAUCCCCUAACGGACAAAAGACAAAUCAGAACACGCAGAAUCAACAAUCGAAUCUAGAAAAGAAAGAAAAUCUCGCAGCAAUUAUUAUGAAUGAGCCACCAAUCACACCUGAGGCUAGGCACCAAAACAAGCAAGUUUUUCAAAAUAUGGCCAUCAAUCAAGAAAGCAUUUAUGAGGAGCAAAAUUGGGACUUUUUAGAUCAUACAACUAAAGUGCUCAUCACUAGUAUCAUGGGAAGUGGGUAUAAUAAUGAGAUCAGUAAGGAAGAAGGGAACAAACCUCCAGACCUAAGCGAAUUUAGCUCCAAACCAAAGAAGAACAAAAACAUGAAAAAACUUGAUCUCCAAAAGGGAGAAGUCACUUACCAGAAUGUAGAGAUGGAUGUUCAAGCCAUCAACAGCAAGACAAAUGAGGCUCAGUGA